AUGCUUCGGAAAUCAAUACAGAGGAUGCGGAGUAGAUGUCGUUUCCAUCGUUUCUCGAUUGUCGCUCAUCCGCUUCUACAGCACUACGUUCGUUUAUACUCGACGGGCAACACGACCGACUGUAACUCGCCUCAUUGCGCUUUCAGUGCUGCACACAUGCACAAAACUGCUCGAACGUGCAUGUGCCACAGAGUCAUGUACGAUGACCGCAGAGUGCUCAACCUUUUCCAGGAACCAUGUGAUGACUGCAAAGAAGCAGGCUUCGAUCGAGGCCGACGACGUUAG
Heterobasidion irregulare TC 32-1 is the source of this 285-nucleotide messenger RNA. RefSeq lists its product as uncharacterized. Bases 1 to 285 code for a protein of 94 amino acids. NCBI's taxonomy places the organism in Eukaryota, Fungi, Basidiomycota, Agaricomycetes, Russulales, Bondarzewiaceae. The transcript has 3 exons. The record is from RefSeq and is a predicted model, not a curated record.